This is a messenger RNA of Neodiprion virginianus, 3316 nucleotides long. RefSeq lists its product as uncharacterized. The record is from RefSeq and is a predicted model, not a curated record. Gene Ontology annotation, molecular function: DNA binding; protein binding. Gene Ontology annotation, biological process: regulation of transcription by RNA polymerase II. The transcript is spliced from 3 exons. Gene Ontology annotation, cellular component: nucleus. Bases 1272 to 3083 code for a protein of 603 amino acids. NCBI's taxonomy places the organism in Eukaryota, Metazoa, Arthropoda, Insecta, Hymenoptera, Diprionidae.
UUUUUCAAAUAACAUUCACGCACUUUGUGAUAGUGUUAAAUUUUUUACUUCUCGUCUGUGUACUUUUAACAUACAACGGAUAUCGUGUAGUUCUUAUAAUAUUUGGCGUACAAUAUUCACGGCUAAUCACUCGAGCCGUAAUUAAUUUUUAAUCUAUUAUUGCGCUGCUUCGGUAGACAUUAGUCAACGAAAAAUGUUUCAUUACUUAAAUUUACACGUUACAUUGCCUUUUCUAGUAUUGUUUUUUUUUUUUACAUUCGCUUCGUCCUCAAGAAAGUCACGUAUACUAUUAAUUUGUAAUCCGCGGGUAAUUUGCGCGCAUUGUAUACUUACGCGGUAUUACAAUAUUCGUUAGCAACAAAGUAUUCGUCGAAAUUUCGUUCAACUUUGAUUAAUGUCGAAUGACAAAUAUCGUGUUAAAUCGAUGAAAUUGAUGAAUUAUCGGACACGAUAGUAAUUAAUUAACGAAGGAUAAAAAUUUGCGUUUUGUGUCAAGUAUGGCGUAUAUACAGGAUAUGCGCGCACGAGUCGCCAUGCGCAUGCUCUACAGCUGCGAAAAGUAUAUAUGUACAUUGGCCUUUUAUUUUACAAACUCGUGAUAAUCAUCGGUCUGCACAUCAAUUUCAGUUAAUAAAUCGUCUGCUCUCGGUAUAAUUAAUCAUUCCUGUACAAUAUGCAGUUGUGUUUUUCACGCACAGUGUGCUCAGAGUACGUAUAACGACUGAUGCAGUUUUCGUUGUAUCAGCUUAUACCUUAUCAUACGACUAAUCGGAUAAUUGACGGUUAACAUGUGUACUUAUACAUUGACAUAUGUGUUUAAUAAACAGAAACAAGAAAUACUGUUAUUGAACAUAAACGACGGUCCGGGAAAUCGCGACAAAAAUGGUUUAUUCGAGUCACGUAUAUGUCAGGACUUUGAAUCGUACGCUAAGAGAAUGCCUGCACAAUGACGCAGAUUCUUAUAUUCUUGGUCGAUGCGGUUACUGCGGGAUUCGUUUCUAAUCCAAAUAUGUCACGCCUGUUACUGAAAGCUAUAUAUAUGACAAUUUAACUAACAAUAAAUGUUUAAUUUUGAUUUAAAUUUGCGCGGUACUGGAAUUAUGCACUGCAUUAUACUUUUAUACAAUUCGUUUUGUCGGUGUCGAGCAAAUAUUUUCGCCUUCUCAUAUCGUGUAGAAAUCGAUAUGCCGCAUGUAGAAAUACAAAUAUGUAGAUAUUUUCAUUUGACUUGAACUUAUACGUCACAAGUUAAAUUGUAAAACUGCGGUACUAUGGACGGUUACAUAUUAUACUCUUAUAUAUAUAUAUGUUACAUAUUAUACGUUUAUAUAUAUUAUAUAUUAUAUAUAUUAUAUAUAUAUAUAUAUAAUAUGUAUAUACACGUAGGUCAUAAACUGAGAAUUAUAACUGCACGCGAAUUUUGUAUUCGUGCUCAAGUCGCUCCAUGCGAUACGUUUUUUCGCUUUAAUUUAGAAUAUAUUUUCAUUGAUAUUGCUUGGGGAUUAAAAAAAAAUACUGUAAUGGGGACUGCAACUCAACAGUACUGCCUGCGCUGGAACAAUCACAGAUCAAACUUACUGACAGUGUUCGACGAGCUGUUGCAAAACGAGGCUUUCACCGAUGUCACGUUAGCAGUGGAUGGCGGUGCAUCGGUCAAAUGUCACAGAAUGGUUUUGGCGGCGUGCUCCUCGUACUUCCAAACUCUCUUCAUUGAUCUACCGUGUAAACAUCCUGUAGUCGUGCUAAAAGAUGUUAAAUAUAUCGAGAUAAAAGCAAUUCUGGAGUACAUGUAUCGUGGCGAAGUAAACGUUGCUCAGGAACAGCUCGGCGGCUUGCUGAAGGUUGCCGAAGCACUCAAGGUUAAAGGACUGGUAGAAGAAAAUGGCUCACAGGGUAGAAGGGAGGAAGGUGAAACCACAGCCCCGUCGCCUCCUGCAAUAACGACUAGCACUACAAGCAGCGCGGCUCACAGUAGUGGCCAGAUCUCGCCACCUCACUCUACCGGCACCCCUUACAGUCAGUACGGCAAAUCGCCCGUAGAUAGAGGACAGGGAAGGCUGUCUAUGCCGAUGUGGGCAUUGUCAGGGCUGCCGCUGGCCCAACAUCCGUCAUCCGGCCAUCCGCCACCCCCCCAUGCCCAGCAUUCGUCCAUGUUGGGUGGCUCGUACGACAACGGGUCAGACUCGUCACCUCUAAAACGAAAAAAAAUGUCAAAUAUGCUUAUUAACCGUGAUACACCGAUCCUGAGAACCGUACUUGGACAAGGGCAUGCGGACAGCUCCCAAGGGGGUGUACCCCUGUUACAUCCAGACAGUCACGAAAGCCACUCUCGCACCCAUAGCAACGGCUCGGCCAACGACAUGGACAGGCGCAACAGUAACGAUCUUUCACAGAGCGAGGCUGUUCACAGUCCUUACACAGACAUAUCGCUAAUGGAUGAAGAUGAAAAGCCUUCGCCACAAUCCUUUGCAGGAGAAACAAACCGAGGAAUAGUCAAUUACGUUCCGACACAAAAACCUGAAUGGAAACGUUACAAACAAUACACAAGGAACGACAUAAUGUCGGCGAUAGAAGCGGUCAGAUCGGGAAUGAGUGCCCUGCAAGCGGCUCGAAAAUAUGGUGUACCAUCGCGCACCCUGUACGACAAAGUCAAAAAAUUGGGAAUAACCACAUCAAGACCUUUCAAACGUGGCUCUAAUGGAAGCGGGGCUUGUUUUCCAUAUGGUAUAGGUGGUAAUGCAAAUGGAACCAUUUACAGCGGUGGAUUGUCAGAAAGUGAAAAUGAAAACAGUAGCGCAGGAAUAGGGAAUAAUCCUGGGUCGAUGCUCGAUCCAAGUUUCAUAGAGGGUCGAGACACCGUUGAACGAGAAACUAUGAUAGAAAUGACACUUCGCAGUCCGAGCCCAGCCGUUCACUCAAUGUCUCAACAGCACCAACAACAGCAGCAGCAGCAACAGCCGACUACAGAAGAUCAAGUAGAAGAUUUGUCGGUGAACCGAAAGCCAGAGAUUCGAGUAAUAGUACCACCGUUAAUAGUCAAGGAGGAAGAACAGGAUACUCCAAAUAACUCUGAUCGUAACUAAUUACUAACGUUGUCGUUGUUGUCAAUUUUUGUUUCAUUUAGUUACAAAGAUAAAUUCAGGGAUUAAUCGUUAGCUGCAUACCAAUAGUCAUGCGACGCAUGUAACUAAUGCUAUAAGCAUUCGUAUUCACCGAUCCGUACUAUAUAAUGUGAACGUUACGAAGAGAAAAAAAAAAGAGAAUCAAUGAAACGUGGUGAUUAUUCCUGGUAGUAGCUUCAAUAAGACUGACUAUG